Westerdykella ornata is the source of this 1263-nucleotide messenger RNA. Its product is annotated as tRNA splicing endonuclease-like protein subunit. The transcript has 2 exons. The record is from RefSeq and is a predicted model, not a curated record. Gene Ontology annotation, biological process: tRNA-type intron splice site recognition and cleavage. The coding region runs from base 1 to 1263 and encodes 420 amino acids. Gene Ontology annotation, cellular component: tRNA-intron endonuclease complex. Lineage: Eukaryota; Fungi; Ascomycota; Dothideomycetes; Pleosporales; Sporormiaceae.
AUGGCAGACGAGGAAGAAGAUAUCCCGCGCCCAGUGGGUGCUAAUCAAGAAGAUAUUGAUCUUACCGACGAGACGCAAGACUUUCGUUUCCUGGACAAGCUUACCGUGAAUGCGUCAGGCGCGGCCUCUCUCCCUAAGCGCGGCCAGAAGGACUUCGAGAGCCAUGACACAAAACUCCAGAGCGAUACGUUAGAAGCCUCACGUCAGGCCAUGCACAAUGUACUCUCUUGGACCCGCGUGCACACGGAGAAGAGUCGCAUCCUAGGAAUGUACCACCCUGAGAGCAACAUGGCGUAUGUGGAAAAGGUGAAAACAAAACACUUUGAGAACAUGGGGAAGGCAAAAGGUGGGAAAGAAUGGCUUUUGCCCGAGGAGGCGCUGUUUCUGAUUGAAAGAGGAAGUAUGGAUUGCAGGUGGCCUGUCAACAAGUCAAACGGGGAGAACGAGGAGGAGCUCACGAUAGAGGAUGGCGCUCCGAUGAGCCUGCAGGCGGCUUAUGCCGCCUUCAUUGGGUUCGAGGGUGGAGUGGGCGGGAAGCUCACUCUGGAGAUGUUCACCGUCUAUUCUGGGCUGAAGAGAGCUGGAUACUUCGUAUUCCGUGCGGGAUGUUGGGACGACGAUCGGGGGACAUUGCAGCCUCUGGCUCACCAUCAGGAUCCCAACAAAGCAGGAGGCUAUUUGUCUCGUUUCUUCACAGAGAUCUGGCGAAGGAUAUCCACGCACAUGUAUCCGAUCCCCAAAGCGAAUCUGCAAUUCGGUCCGCUGGUCAAGCCAGGGCUAUACAGGUCCUAUGCCGAUGUCUACCGCCUCCUCCAGAUCAUACCCACGCAUGACCGCACAGCGCCGCCCAAGUUCCACCUCGAGUCCGACCCCAACAACCCCUUUCGCAUCCACUACGACGUCUACAAGUCCGGGACUGGCAAAUUUCGAAAGGCCCACCGAGGGCCCCCUGAUUUUCGAGUAGCAGUCAUCAACGCCCGUGAGACAUCCCUUCCCACGGCCGACCAGCUGAACGAUCUCCUUGCCACCACUCCGUAUGAUCCUGCCAGCCCACAGGAUCAGAUGUACAAAAAGUUGAAGCACGGUUCGAGGAACGUGAUUCUGGCUGUGGUUGACAAUGGCAUCCCGAGCUACAUUCGAUUUUCGGACUCGGACUUCUCGGAUAUCAAGCUGUACGAGCGGAAUGGUAGGAUCCCUCGUGGGAAGGGUGGAGGGCGCGGUCGUGGCGGAGGCCGAGGACGGGGAAGGGGACGGGGAAGAUGA